Molecule: messenger RNA, 2239 nt
Organism: Musa acuminata AAA Group (dessert banana)
Lineage: Eukaryota; Viridiplantae; Streptophyta; Magnoliopsida; Zingiberales; Musaceae
Product: leucine aminopeptidase
Exons: 4
Coding region: 130-1974 (614 amino acids)
Biological process (GO): proteolysis
Cellular component (GO): cytosol
Molecular function (GO): zinc ion binding; metallopeptidase activity
Source: RefSeq, a predicted model, not a curated record
CGGGUAGCAAUUAGCAAAAGUAUUUUUCCUUUGUUCUCCUGCCCCAUUCAUCUUCCACCUACUUUCCUGUCUAGCCUCGAUCAGCACCCGGCGGCGGCGGCGGCAGCGGCAGCAAGAGCACGAUCGAAAAUGGCACGAUUAGAUCCGCACUCGUAUACGGAAUCCUCUCAGCCGCUGGCGAAACAUGUGGCACUGACCCUCUACUUCGACUUCGCGGCCCGCACCAUUCAUGGCUCUGUUCUGCUCACGCUCCCGGCGGCCCACACCGGCCCCCUCCUCCUCGAUACCCGCUCCCUCGUCAUCCACUCCGUCCUCGACCCUCACACCAACGCCCCCAUCCCCUUCUCUUUCCCUUCUGAUCCGACACCAGACCCAGUCCUCGGCCAGCCGCUGUCCCUCUCUCUCUCCGCCCAGUCCGCCGCCCUCGUCGUCUUCUCCACCUCCCCCUCCUCGUCCGCCCUCCAGUGGCUAUCCCCUGCCCAAACCGCCUCCAAAGCUCACCCUUUUGUCUACACCCAGUGCCAGUCCAUCCACGCCCGUUCCCUCUUCCCCUGCCAGGACACCCCCGCCGCACGCCUCGUCUUCUCCGCACGCCUCAACCUUCCUCACCCUCUCACCGCCGUCAUGGCCGCCGCCCGCGCUGCCGCCCCCCGUGAUCCCGUCCCCGGUGAGGCUGGCUCCGCCUGCCCCGAUGCCCUGUGGUGCGCCCCCGGCCGUUCCGUAGAGGAGUUCAUCAUGGAUCGCCCCAUCCCGGCCUACCUCUUCGCCUUUGCCGCUGGGGACAUUGCGGCCCGCGACGUUGGCCUCCGCACCCGUGUCCACGCCGAGGGCGGGGCAGCGCUGCUCGACGCUGCUGCCAGAGAGUUCGCAGGCGCCGAGGAGAUGAUUCGUGCCGGGGAGGCACUUUUUGGGCCAUAUGAGUGGGGCCGCUUUGAUCUUCUCGUGCUUCCUCCAAGCUUCCCGUACGGCGGCAUGGAGAAUCCCAUGAUGGUCUUCCUCACGCCCACCGUCAUCAAGGGGGACGCCUCCGGGGCCCAGGUGGUUGCCCACGAGCUCGCCCAUAGCUGGACUGGCAACCUUAUCACCAACAAGACCAACGAGCACUUCUGGCUCAACGAGGGAUUUACGACAUAUGCUGAGAGGAGGAUCGUGGAGGUGGUGCAGGGAGAGGAGACGGCGGCUCUGAACAUGGGAAUUGGAUGGAGGGGACUAAAUGAUGAGUUGGAGAGGUUUAAAGACAAUAUGGAGUUCACAAAGCUGAAGCCUAACCUGGAAGGGAUUGACCCUGAUGAAAUAUACUCCCAAGUGCCAUAUGAGAAAGGUUUCCAGUUCCUCUGGCGAAUCGAACGACAGGUUGGGCGUCCUACAUUUGAUGAAUUUCUGAAGAAAUAUAUAGCUAAAUUUAAGUUCCAAUCCAUCGAUACAGAGACAUUUCUUGAAUUUCUGAAGGCAAAUUUACCUGGGAUAGAAAAUCAGAUCGAUCUUAAACAGUGGGUGGAGGGUACAGGGAUCCCCCCAGAUGCUAUGGAGCCACUGUCUUCAAUAUACUCGAAAAUUGUGUCACUGUCCAAUGAAUUUAAACUUGGAAAGAUUCCAAAAGAGCAGGAGGUGGCAAACUGGAGUGGGCAGGAGUGGGAACUUUAUAUUGAGAAUCUGCCCAAAUCUGUUGAACCAUCUCAGAUUGCUGCUUUGGAUGCACAUUACCGGCUGUCGGAAUCCAGGGACUAUGAGGUUAAAGUUGCAUUCCUUCAAUUGGCUAUCUCAUCUGGGUGCAAGGAGUACUUUGCGGAAGUUGAGAGGACAUUAAAGCAAGUGGGAAGGAUGAAGUAUCUGCGUCCUCUGUACACUGCACUAGUGCAAGGCAGUGCAGAGGAAGCGAAGAUGUCAGCCAGAAGAAUUUUUGCCGAGGCUCGUGACACUUAUCAUCCCAUUGCUCAAGGUGUCGUGGAGUCCAUCCUGGCUAAGCACAGCUAACAAGAAUUUGAAAUGGUCUUGUUGGGAGGCCCAAUCAUUUUAGUGAAUACUGCUUCCCUACGGUUGCGCAAAACACUACUACCAUGAAAUGCCCUGUUAAUCCUCAACCAUGUAUUUGCUUUUGUUGAAGCUCCAUGGUUCUUGCUUCUUAAGCAAUGAGACACUUGUGAGGUAGGGAUGAUCUUUGAACUUGAAAUACUGGCUUGAGCCAAACUUAUGGAUCUCUGACAACUAUUAGAUCAUUUAGCUCAUCUUUACUCGUCAA